AGUAGCCAGACAUGAGCUGUGAGGGUCAAGCACAGCUAUCCAUCAGAUGAUCUACUUUCAGCCUUCCUGAGUCCCAGACAAUAGAAGACAGGUGGCUGUACCCUUGGCCAAGGGUAGGUGUGGCAGUGGUGUCUGCUGUCACUGUGCCCUCAUUGGCCCCCAGCAAUCAGACUCAACAGACGGAGCAACUGCCAUCCGAGGCUCCUGAACCAGGGCCAUUCACCAGGAGCAUGCGGCUCCCUGAUGUCCAGCUCUGGCUGGUGCUGCUGUGGGCACUGGUGCGAGCACAGGGGACAGGGUCUGUGUGUCCCUCCUGUGGGGGCUCCAAACUGGCACCCCAAGCAGAACGAGCUCUGGUGCUGGAGCUAGCCAAGCAGCAAAUCCUGGAUGGGUUGCACCUGACCAGUCGUCCCAGAAUAACUCAUCCUCCACCCCAGGCAGCGCUGACCAGAGCCCUCCGGAGACUACAGCCAGGGAGUGUGGCUCCAGGGAAUGGGGAGGAGGUCAUCAGCUUUGCUACUGUCACAGACUCCACUUCAGCCUACAGCUCCCUGCUCACUUUUCACCUGUCCACUCCUCGGUCCCACCACCUGUACCAUGCCCGCCUGUGGCUGCACGUGCUCCCCACCCUUCCUGGCACUCUUUGCUUGAGGAUCUUCCGAUGGGGACCAAGGAGGAGGCGCCAAGGGUCCCGCACUCUCCUGGCUGAGCACCACAUCACCAACCUGGGCUGGCAUACCUUAACUCUGCCCUCUAGUGGCUUGAGGGGUGAGAAGUCUGGUGUCCUGAAACUGCAACUAGACUGCAGACCCCUAGAAGGCAACAGCACAGUUACUGGACAACCGAGGCGGCUCUUGGACACAGCAGGACACCAGCAGCCCUUCCUAGAGCUUAAGAUCCGAGCCAAUGAGCCUGGAGCAGGCCGGGCCAGGAGGAGGACCCCCACCUGUGAGCCUGCGACCCCCUUAUGUUGCAGGCGAGACCAUUACGUAGACUUCCAGGAACUGGGAUGGCGGGACUGGAUACUGCAGCCCGAGGGGUACCAGCUGAAUUACUGCAGUGGGCAGUGCCCUCCCCACCUGGCUGGCAGCCCAGGCAUUGCUGCCUCUUUCCAUUCUGCCGUCUUCAGCCUCCUCAAAGCCAACAAUCCUUGGCCUGCCAGUACCUCCUGUUGUGUCCCUACUGCCCGAAGGCCCCUCUCUCUCCUCUACCUGGAUCAUAAUGGCAAUGUGGUCAAGACGGAUGUGCCAGAUAUGGUGGUGGAGGCCUGUGGCUGCAGCUAGCAAGAGGACCUGGGGCUUUGGAGUGAAGAGACCAAGAUGAAGUUUCCCAGGCACAGGGCAUCUGUGACUGGAGGCAUCAGAUUCCUGAUCCACACCCCAACCCAACAACCACCUGGCAAUAUGACUCACUUGACCCCUAUGGGACCCAAAUGGGCACUUUCUUGUCUGAGACUCUGGCUUAUUCCAGGUUGGCUGAUGUGUUGGGAGAUGGGUAAAGCGUUUCUUCUAAAGGGGUCUACCCAGAAAGCAUGAUUUCCUGCCCUAAGUCCUGUGAGAAGAUGUCAGGGACUAGGGAGGGAGGGAGGGAAGGCAGAGAAAAAUUACUUAGCCUCUCCCAAGAUGAGAAAGUCCUCAAGUGAGGGGAGGAGGAAGCAGAUAGAUGGUCCAGCAGGCUUGAAGCAGGGUAAGCAGGCUGGCCCAGGGUAAGGGCUGUUGAGGUACCUUAAGGGAAGGUCAAGAGGGAGAUGGGCAAGGCGCUGAGGGAGGAUGCUUAGGGGACCCCCAGAAACAGGAGUCAGGAAAAUGAGGCACUAAGCCUAAGAAGUUCCCUGGUUUUUCCCAGGGGACAGGACCCACUGGGAGACAAGCAUUUAUACUUUCUUUCUUCUUUUUUAUUUUUUUGAGAUCGAGUCUCGCUCUGUCACCAGGCUGGAGUGCAGUGACACGAUCUUGGCUCACUGCAACCUCCGUCUCCUGGGUUCAAGUGAUUCUUCUGCCUCAGCCUCCCGAGCAGCUGGGAUUACAGGCGCCCACUAAUUUUUGUAUUCUUAGUAGAAACGAGGUUUCAACAUGUUGGCCAGGAUGGUCUCAAUCUCUUGACCUCUUGAUCCACCCGACUUGGCCUCCCGAAGUGAUGAGAUUAUAGGCGUGAGCCACCGCGCCUGGCUUAUACUUUCUUAAUAAAAAGGAGAAAGAAAAUCAACAAAUGUGAGUCAUAAAGAAGGGUUAGGGUGAUGGUCCAGAGCAACAGUUCUUCAAGUGUACUCUGUAGGCUUCUGGGAGGUCCCUUUUCAGGGGUGUCCACAAAGUCAAAGCUAUUUUCAUAAUAAUACUAACAUGUUAUUUGCCUUUUGAAUUCUCAUUAUCUUAAAAUUGUAUUGUGGAGUUUUCCAGAGGCCGUGUGACAUGUGAUUACAUCAUCUUUCUGACAUCAUUGUUAAUGGAAUGUGUGCUUGUA
Messenger RNA from Homo sapiens (human), 2460 nucleotides. RefSeq names its product inhibin subunit beta E (gene INHBE). Gene Ontology annotation, biological process: negative regulation of adipose tissue development. The transcript is spliced from 2 exons. Bases 231 to 1283 code for a protein of 350 amino acids. Gene Ontology annotation, cellular component: extracellular region. Lineage: Eukaryota; Metazoa; Chordata; Mammalia; Primates; Hominidae. The record is from RefSeq and is marked reviewed. Gene Ontology annotation, molecular function: growth factor activity; cytokine activity; hormone activity.